AGAAGUUGGGUUCUUCUUCGUGGCCGUGAGGAUCGCCGCAUGCUGGGUCUUGUACUCCUCCGCUGCGAGGAGGUCAUCUCCAUGACCGUCGAGGGACCACCUCCGUCGGAAGAGUCCCGCUCAAAGGCCGUCGGUGCCGCCGCACUCGCCGGAAGAGGCAUUCCUCCUGCUCCCGUUGUCCAGGCCCAGCCUGGUCUCGCCGGCCCAGUUCGCGGCGUUGGCGGCCUUGCCCCGGGCAUGAUGCAGCCGCAGAUCUCGUGUCCACCGCAGCUCAAUGCGCCGCCGUAUCCUGGUGGUCCGCCGGUUAUGCGUCCACCGGGGCAGAUGCCAGGGCAAUUCGCUCCUCCCCCCAUGGCCAGGGGUCCGCCUCCUCCGAUGCCACUCGGACAAUUUGUUCCUCCAAGACCUGGUGGCGGUCCACCUCAGUUCUCCGUUCCUCCCCCGCAGUUUGGACAGCGCCCCAUGGGACCUCCUCCUCCGGGACAGAUGGUGAGAGGACCUCCGGCUCCUCCGCGCCCUGGUAUGCCUGCGCCUCCUCCACCUCGCCCCGGCAUGCCCCCACCACCUGGCAGCGGUGUUCCGGUGUUUGGUCCUCCUCGACCUGGCAUGCCUCCUCCCCCAAACCCUCCAAACCAACAACAGUAACGAGAUAAUGGAUUGGUAGGUUGUAUCUGAUGUGUUACUCAUUCCCGUCUUUUAGAUUUUGGUGAGACCGAGUGCCUCUGUAUUUGUGCUUGAGUUUGCGUUUGAAAAAUUUACUGUGAAAACUGAUUUAUGCCUGGUCGAGUUUACUGUAAUAGUAAGUUUGAUGUAAGAUCUAAUUUUUGUCUUUCU
Vigna angularis (adzuki bean) is the source of this 834-nucleotide messenger RNA. RefSeq lists its product as uncharacterized. NCBI's taxonomy places the organism in Eukaryota, Viridiplantae, Streptophyta, Magnoliopsida, Fabales, Fabaceae. Gene Ontology annotation, biological process: mRNA splicing, via spliceosome. The transcript has a single exon. Gene Ontology annotation, cellular component: catalytic step 2 spliceosome; cytoplasm; U4 snRNP. The annotation marks the transcript as partial. The record is from RefSeq and is a predicted model, not a curated record.